Molecule: messenger RNA, 1476 nt
Organism: Gymnodraco acuticeps
Lineage: Eukaryota; Metazoa; Chordata; Actinopteri; Perciformes; Bathydraconidae
Gene: fscn2a
Product: fascin actin-bundling protein 2a, retinal
Exons: 5
Coding region: 1-1476 (491 amino acids)
Biological process (GO): cell migration; actin filament bundle assembly; establishment or maintenance of cell polarity
Cellular component (GO): actin cytoskeleton; cytoplasm
Molecular function (GO): actin filament binding; protein-macromolecule adaptor activity
Source: RefSeq, a predicted model, not a curated record
AUGCCCACAAACGGAUUUAACAGGGCUCUGAAGCUGCAGUUCGGCCUUAUCAACUAUGACAGCCGCUACCUGACAGCCGAGGCCUUUGGCUUUAAGGUGAAUGCCUCGGGCGUCAGCAUGAAGAAGAAACAGAUCUGGACCCUAGAACAGGAUGAGAAAGACGGCCAGGUAGUUUUCCUCCGCAGCCAUCUGGGACGCUAUCUGGCUUCUGACAAAGAUGGGAAGAUCACAUGUGGGGCAGAGAAGCCUGACCCUGACAGUCGCUUCCUUAUUGUGCCUCAAUCUGAUGGCCGCUGGGCUCUGCAAUCAGAGCCUUACCUGCGUUACUUUGGAGGCUCGGCUGACUACCUGUCCUGCUUUGCUCAAGCCAUUGGGGAACAAGAGCUGUGGGCCGUCCAUUUGGCUUUACACCCGCAGGCCAGCUUGCUCAGCGUGGCACGUAAGCGCUAUGCCCAUCUGUCUGCUUCAGAUGGAGAGAUCUCCGUGGACAGUAACAUUCCCUGGGGAGUUCACUCCCUGGUCACCUUGGUAUACCUCGAUGGCAAGUACAGCCUGAAGACCUGUGACAGUCGUUUCCUCAGCAAUGAUGGCAAACUGGUGAAAGAGAACACCAAUAAUACAAGCUUUACACUGGAGCUGAAGUCCGGAAAGCUGGCCUUUAAGGACAGUGAUGGGAAAUAUCUGACCCCAGUGGGCCCCACAGGGACGCUGCGGUCCGGCCGCUGCUCCAAGCCUGGAAAAGAUGAGCUGUUUGAUCUCGAAGAGAGUCAUCCACAAGUAGUUUUUCAAGCUGCCAACAAAAGAUUUGUCUCUGUCAAACAAGGAGUGAGUAUUUCCGCCAAUCAGGACGUAGAAACAGACAUGGAGACCUUCCAGAUGGAGAUUGAUAAAGAGAGCAAAAAGUCUAUGUUCCGGACCAAUGGUGGAUCUUACUGGACUCUCGUGACUCACGGAGAGAUACAGUCCACUGCCACAGAAGUGGAGGUCAACACAAUGUUUGACAUAGAGUGGCGAGGACAGAGAGUGGCACUCAGAGCAAGUAAUGGGAAGUAUGUAUGUACAAAGAAGAACGGUCAGCUCUCAGCAGUCAGCGAUGCAGUCGGUGCUGAUGAAUUAUUCCUGAUGAAACUCAUCAACCGCCCUAUGUUGAUCCUUCGUGGAGAGAAUGGCUUUGUGUGUCACCACAAGAACUCCAACACUCUGAACGCAAAUCGAUCAGUCUAUGACAUUUUCUCAUUGAUUUUCAAUGAUGGCGCCUACCAUGUAAAAAGUGUGAAUGGAAGGUUCUGGUACGUUUCUAGGAGUGGCCUAGUGUGCUCAGAUGGAGAAAAACCAGAGGACUUUUUCCUUGAGUUCCUGGAACAUGGACGCGUCGCCAUUAAGAGCUCUGAUGGCAAGUACCUCCGUGGAGACCAGGGAGGUACACUUAUGGGUGAUGGUACAAAUGUUGAUGUAUCUUCUCUUUGGGAGUAUUGA